AGCUGUUGGGUGUGUCUUCUUUGGAAUUGCGCAGAAAUGGCGUUGGAAAAGCCACAGGUCAAGUUUCCCUUUGAGAUAUGCGACGUAGAUCCCGCUAUCAAUGCAGAGCUGUUGGAGUACUUUAAAGGUGAACGCGCGGGUUUUGUGCAAGUAGGUCCCGAGCGCUAUUUCUUUCCGCAUAAAUAUAAGGCGGAGGCGGAGCGUUAUUACAACUUUGAAGCACGCAGUGAUGAUAUUUGGAUAGUAACAGUGCCGCGUUCGGGCACCACCUGGACACAGGAGCUCGUCUGGCUGCUGGCUAAUGAUUUGAACUUUGAGCAGGCAAAUCAGCGUCUACUUUCGGAACGUUUUCCGUUUUUGGAAUUUCCUUUGUUCGUGCAUGACGAGGUCAAGGCGGAACUGUUGGCGGAGAACAAGGACUCAGCCGACUCACUACAGUUUAUAGAGCUUAUAUCACGUCCAGGCUAUGAGACACUAACGGAGAUACCAAGUAACCAGCGACGGUUCAUAAAAACACAUUUUCCCUUCUCGCUGCUGCCACCUAGCGUCUUGGAAAAUAAAUGCAAGAUUAUUUAUGUCACACGUAAUCCCAAAGAUGUGGCUGUGUCUUACUAUUACCUCAAUCGUUUGUUCCGUACGCAGGGUUACACUGGCGAUUUUGAGCGCUAUUUUCGAUAUUUUCAGCAAGGAUUAAAUCCUUGGCUGCCUUAUUAUAGUCACGUAAAGGAGGCACAUCAACAUAGCCAGUUGUCAAAUGUUUUAUUUUUACACUAUGAGGAUAUGAUUCUGGACUUGGCUACAACAAUUACCAAAAUUGGAAACUUCUUGGAUUGUCCACCAAGUGCAGCAGGAAUGGACAAGUUACUCAAUCAUCUGAGCUUUCAAAACUUUCGCCAAAAUAGUUCCGUUAAUAUGCAUGAAAUGGCAAACGUGGGCAUUCUAAAUACAGGUGAAGCUGGUUUUGUGCGUAGUGGUGGCAAAAAUACGAAGACUAAUCAUGAUCAGAAAGAGUUUGCGGACAAUCCGACACUUUUGCAAACUGCUAAUGAGUGGAUAAAGGAAAAUAUGGAUAUUUGUAAAACUAAUCUCAUUUAAGAUUCAAAAGGGCGCCAAUAUUGUAAAAUACGCCAGUUUUGUCGAAUAAACGUCAAAUGUCGCAAGCUGUUGCAGUCGCACUGCUCGCACUAUAUUAUAGCGGAUAAUAC
Molecule: messenger RNA, 1205 nt
Organism: Drosophila busckii
Lineage: Eukaryota; Metazoa; Arthropoda; Insecta; Diptera; Drosophilidae
Product: sulfotransferase 1E1
Exons: 5
Coding region: 37-1095 (352 amino acids)
Biological process (GO): sulfation
Cellular component (GO): cytoplasm
Molecular function (GO): sulfotransferase activity
Source: RefSeq, a predicted model, not a curated record